AUGAAAAACUACUGCGAGUGUCAUCAAGCUGGAGUCGCGUGCACUUCUCGCUGUGCUUGUCAUCAGUGCCGCAAUACAGAGACAUUUGUGUCAGCAAAGAAGAUGCUAGUGUUUGCAGGUGUCGAUACGGAUGAUAGCAGUCUGCAAGCCACUUUGAAUCGCUCAUUACAACGCAAGAUUGAAAAACGGCCUCCUCGUGACAGCACGAAACGCAAGGACAUGAAAGAGAAGUCGCAAACAUUAAUGGACGGAUCGAUACAUAAAGCUACAGCAUUAGAGUUGCUGUCAAGAAGUGCACCGGUAGCACCUUCAAAAUUGAGACGGCGAAAAUGUUCGAUCAUAGAUGACAUUCCUUCAACGACGCUGCAGAAGCGACCAUCGAGCCACUCGAAUCACUUUCACACAACAGGUGAAUGUGUCGUGACACCAGCAUUUGCCAAGAGAAAGUAUACACGACGAAACGUGCAAAAGAAUCAUGUUGUGGAGCGCAUGAAGGCUACAUCCUCGAUUGAAGAACUACCCAAUGUAGAGCGUACUGUAACAAAUGCCUACGAGGCAAGAAACACUGGAGGUAUUGGUGACCCAGCGCUUGCUAUUCUAAGCCGAUCACUACUACACACUGCAAUGACCGUGGAACUUGCUAACGACGGAAGAGAGAGAGCUCCAGCUUCUUCGGCUGUAGAUCAACUACCAGCUGAAGAGCAAGCAGAACGCAUUGAAACAAAACCUCAGUGUGCCUUUGAUGUCAGCAACAAUCGUGAAGCACUAUCACCUACUGCUGCCGGUUUGUUCUGCGAGGAGGAAUACAGUGAAGCUUCAGCCGAAGAUGAUACAUACCUCGAUGUCACACCGUCGGCGUUAAACACAAAUGACACCGGAUGUAGGUCAACGUCGUUUGAUCACGAUUCCAAUUCACAAAGUCGACAGAACGGGCAAAAUGCCAGUCUUAGUGCCAUGCAAGAGCGCGCUGUGCUCCAAGAACUUAGUGUGUGGCUUCGAAACAUGACAGCAAACGUAUCUACGGAGUAA
Molecule: messenger RNA, 1029 nt
Organism: Peronospora belbahrii
Lineage: Eukaryota; Oomycota; Peronosporomycetes; Peronosporales; Peronosporaceae
Source: the annotation of a GenBank genome assembly